Mobula hypostoma (lesser devil ray) is the source of this 8502-nucleotide messenger RNA. RefSeq names its product SKI3 subunit of superkiller complex (gene skic3). Gene Ontology annotation, cellular component: Ski complex. The record is from RefSeq and is a predicted model, not a curated record. Gene Ontology annotation, molecular function: protein binding. The transcript has 41 exons. Lineage: Eukaryota; Metazoa; Chordata; Chondrichthyes; Myliobatiformes; Myliobatidae. The coding region runs from base 56 to 4840 and encodes 1594 amino acids.
UUGUCCAUUGAGAAAUCUGAUGGUGAAGGAUAAGGAGCUGUUCCUAAAACGUUAAAUGUGUGUCUUCACAGAUGUGGUGCUGACAGCGCAACGCAUCUGUAGUUGUGAACUACAGAUUCAGGACAUUUACAAGGACAGGACAAUGUCCAGUAAAGAAAUAAAAUCCACUUUGAAAAAUGCAAGAGAAGCUAUUAGAAAUAAAGAGUAUAAGGAGGCACUAAAACAUUGCAAGGCCGUUUUGAAACAAGACAAAAAUAACUACAAUGCUUGGGUUUUUAUCGGAGUUGCUGCAACAGAGCUAGAUCAGCCCGAGCAAGCAAAGACUGCAUAUAAAAAAGCUACAGAACUUGAGCCUGACCAACCGUUAGCAUGGCAGGGUUUACAGAAUUUGUGUGAGAAAAAUAAUACAUCUGAUAACAGACAUGAGCUCUUCAGAGUUUAUCAGAAGUUAAUAGAACUGUUUGAAAGUUCUGAUAAACAAAAAUGGCAUGAGGUCAGCUUAAAAUUAAUCGAUCUCUAUCAUCAAGAGAAAAAAUACUCAGAGGCUGCUAAAACAUGGAAUCGAUUAAUACAGCUAAAACAACAAGAUGGAGCUGAGAAGCAAGAACUUCAUCAAUUGUGGAGGAAGAUGAUCCAGUUACUUGUUGGCAAUAUAGAGAGUCAAGAUAGCGAGACUCAACAAUUGUUGAUAACUGCUUUUGAAAAUGCCCUUUCAUCUCUGGACAAGAUUCCGAGUGACAAUCAUCAGCAGCUUUCUACUGACUACAUUAAAUUUCUAACAACAUUGCCACAUGGAGGAAAUAAGCUAAAACGAACUUGUGAGGUAUUGAUAGCUCAGUAUCCUAAUUCAUCAUCUUCACUGGAAGUACUUUGCAUGUAUUUCAUCCAAACAGAGUGCUUCAGUGAAGAGGCUCUGCAGUGUUAUACAAGGCUCAGUGAGAUGGAACCUUCAAAUGGACUCGGGCGUAUUGGGCUUGGGAUCAAAGCAAUGCAAGAGCAAAAAUAUGAAGAAGCUGCUAAAAACCUGAGCGAAGGCUUAAAGCAUGCACGGUCGACAAUUGUAGCGUGGCUUUAUCUAGCAGAAAUCCAGCUCCGGAUGCACAAGUAUGAAGAAGCAAUUGACUCUUGCAGCCAAGGUCUGAGAUGGUUGGAAAAGAUUAUCCAUAAUGGUAACAGUCAUCAAAAACCCAAACUUCUUCAUUUGCAAGUAGAAGCUCUGGUCAAGUCUGGUGACCCAAAUCAUGCAGAUCACGCCCUUGGCAUCUUUGAGCAGUUUCCCAAUAACGAACCUGUGCUACUUGGCAUGAAAGGUCAAGCUUAUUUGAACAAGGGUCUGAUGGAAGAAGCAUCUCAGAUUUCAACAGAUCUUACUAGAUCUCAUCCUGACAUGUCCGAGUCAUGGGAACUACAAGGACUCAUUGAAUAUACUCAGAAAAAUUAUAUGCAGGCAGAACAAAGUUUCCAGAAAGCUCUGAAAAUCAAAGCAGACUGUGGAGAUUAUUACUUCUAUCUUGGACUGACUUUCUGGUUCAUGGGAGAGGAGACAAGAAAAGAUAAAACUAAAACCGCUACACAUUUAUUAAAGGCGGCUAAGUUGGACCCAUACAAUGGAAAAACCUUUUGCUAUUUGGGCCACUAUUAUCGAGAUGUAGUCAAAGAUAAAAGCAGAGCCCGAGGCUGCUAUAAAAAAGCCUUCGACCUCAACAACUGUGAUGAAGAAGCAGGCGCUGCAGCUGUUGAUCUUAGUGUUGAACUUGAAGAUAUGGAAACUGCUCUUACAGUUCUGAGAAUAGUGACUGAUCAGUCGAGUGCUGGGACCGCAAAAUGGGCUUGGCUCAGACGAGGACUUUAUUAUCUGAGAGUCAACCAGAAUUCCCAAGCUAUUGCAGACUUGCAAGCAGCUUUGAGAGCAGACCCAAAAGAUGCCAAUUGCUGGGAAUGUUUAGGAGAGGCUUAUCUCAGCCGAGGUGGUUAUACAGCUGCUUUAAAAGCCUUCACAAAAGCCAAUGAACUCAAUCCAAAUGCUGUGUACAACAUUUACAAGAUAGCAGCCAUCAAACAGAUCAUUGGCAAGUAUGCUGAUGCAGUCACAGAGUAUAAACAGAUAGUUCAAAAUUUGGAAAACUAUGUGCCAGCCCUCAAAGGAUUAGGUGAAUGCUAUUUAAUGAUGUCCCGAAGUGCCCUCAGCGAUUACUUGGAUGGACGAGCCUUGGAUACAGCUGAACAGGCGCUACGGUACUUAGCUGGAGCUGUGAGGUAUCGACCCGAUGUGUCUUGCCUUUGGAAACUAAUUGGAGACACAUGUACCACACUCCAUGCUCUCUCAGCAGCAAGGCUUCAUGUUCAAGUCCCUUCAGUUCUCUCUGGACAGGGUGAAAUCUCUAAUGUGCAAACAUUAAACAAAAAUGAAGUGCUUCGCCUGGGAGGAAGGUGCUAUGUGCGAGCCCUUACAUUGAAUUCUACAUGUGCCAAUGUGUGGUGUGACCUUGGUGUGAAUUAUUACCGACAGGCACAAUACCUAGCCAGUAUAGGAGAGGAAAAUACAGUGCAUGAGUUGCUGGAAAAAUCACUGCAGUGCCUUAAAAAGUCUGUGAUGAUGAACAGCAAAAGUCAUCAAUACUGGAAUGCACUUGGAGUUGUUGCCAGUCACAAAGGUAUUGAAAAUUAUGCUCUUGCACAGCAUGCAUUUAUUAAAUCUGUUCAGGUUGAACAAAAUAAUGUGGUGGCUUGGACCAACCUAGGGGCAACUUAUCUGAAGAAUGAAAACCUUGAGCUUGCCCAUGAAGCCUUUAAAGUAGCCCAGUCUUUGGAACCCUCGUAUGUUUUGUGCUGGAUUGGACAGGCGCUUAUAGCAGAAGCUGUUGGCAGCUAUGAGACAAUGGACUUGUUUAGACAUACGACUGAGCUUGGUGUCAAUACUGAAGGAGCUAAAGGUUAUGCGCAUUGGGUAUGCACAACACUGCAGGAUAAAUCGAACAGAAAUUCCGAACUGUACAAAUACAACAUUGUACAGAUGAAUGCAAUAACUGCUGCGCAAGUUGUCAUGAGCAAGUAUACAGAGAGAAUUCAGACUGAUCCAGUAGCUUUCACAAUGUUGGGUUACUUAAAUGAGUAUCUAAGCCUGAAGAAACAAGCAGCAGAGGCUUAUCGCAGAGCAGUUGUGCUGUUACAAAAUACAGAAGACAACGAGAAACUUCCAUUCGCUCGAAGAAAUUGGGCUCGAGCAUUAUGUGUUGCUGGUCACUAUCAGGAAUCCAUCCAGGUUUACAAGUCAAAUCCGCUCGUGGAGUUUGAUGACGUUAUUGGACUUGCCUUGGCUUAUUUCAAGAAAGGGCAACUUCAGGAGAGUGCCAAAGCUUAUGAAAAGGCUUUAAGUAUUGUCCACACGGAGAAAAAGAAGGCUCAGAUACUGAUUGCACUGGCCAUGAUUGAGUUCAAAUGCAACAGAAUGGACAACGCUAAGACUUUACUUUUCAAGUGCUCCAUGUUGAAAGAGCCCAGUAUAGAAAGUCUGCAGGCACUGUGUGCUUUGGGACUGUUGAAGAAGGACAGCACCCUAACUACAGCAGCACUGAAUGAACUGCUCAAACACUGUGAUAAGAACAGUUCCACUUACGAAACCUGCCUUCUGUCUUCAGGAAUGUUUUCUUUGCAAGGUAACAGUUUAGCUGUACAGAGACAAGUGGUGAAAGCUGUUCAUAGCAAUCCAGCUGAUCCUGCCCUUUGGACAUUAUUAUCCAGGGUCAUUCCUCAACACACUCCCCAAAAGGCAGAUGGUGGGGUCGUGACAGGUAAUGUCGCACAGAUCCUAAGUUCUCAUCAUUCUAAGAGUGCUGUGUUGUUCAGUGCUGUUAACCAGUUGGCAGCAGGAAAACAUGCUGCAAUUGAUAAAAAGGAUAAUGCUUUAAAGACCAUCCAAAAGGCAAUUCAUCUGUAUCCAGAUGAUCCCACUGUGUGGGCCUGUUUAAUGGCAGCAUGCCACAUGGAGAAAACAUUAUCUCAUUUGAAUGGUACAACACCUAAACUGACUGCAAAUGAGGAGCUGUUCAUUACAGCAAUCUCUACAAAAGUAAAAACAAAUAAAUCCAUGCCAACGUUAUAUCUUCAAUCCCUGGAGAACUGGUCUCUGCAACAAGCUGCAACUGGGCUUAGAGAACUGGGCAGGCAUUGUGACGCUGAAGCCUUCUGCUCUAAGGUACUUAAGAGCCACCCAGACCAUCCUGCAAUGUUCCUCUUGUUGAGACAAGUUCAGUGCGAGCAACUCUUGCUUUCCCCCCAGCAGCUUCCAGAGACAGUUUUAGAAGAGCUAAAGAAGGCAGUGAUGUCAAACUUCACAUCAGUAACAGCUUGGCAUUGGCUGGCAGAAAUAUAUAAAUCUCAGGGUUUAAUGGUAGCUGCGGAGAUGUGCUACAGGCAAGGAUUGCAGCUGUCUUCCCAACAAGGUGAUGUGAGUGGCAAGUUAUCAAGUCUGCUCCGGUUAGCACUGCUCGCACUUCAGCUCAGCACGUUAAAACUUCAGAACAAUCGCUGGACAUCCCUAGUGAAAGAAGCAACCAAUGAAGCUCAGAAGGUCUGCUUCUGCCCUCUGGCUGCUCUGUUUCAAGCUCUUCUGCAAUUUACAAUGAAAAUGGGAGCAAGGGAGACCCGACGGCUGCUGGAGAGAGUAGUGUAUCAGCCAGGUUACUCUGAAAGCAUCGCAUCAGUUGCACGCUGGUACCUCCUCCGACAUCUGUGGGCCAAAAAUGAUGACACACUUAUUACGGUUUUACUUCAGAAUGCAGAACUGAAAGGCGAUGCCAGAGUCGAAGAACUGUACCAGGAGCUUAACAAGUCAUCAUAAGCACUGAAUUGGAACAAAGAUCUGACCAUGAAUGUGUGAACAGUAAACUGUAACACGGGGGCUGUGGCUUUUGGCUGCUAACAUUACUUGGAUGUCUGACUUUCUAACCGCAGUACCUAUGGCUGGCUGGCUUUUUCGGAAGCAAUACCCCUGCCCUUGCUCAGUGCACCUUGGAUAUCUAUGUAAAAAAAAUCAUGUAUCAUUAUCUGGAUCAAUACUUUCUCUUCUAUGCAAUCAUUGUAUUGUCCCGUGUUUUACAUUUGAAUAUUUUUCAUGGUCAAGGAGUAUGCCAAUUUCUUUUAUUUGAAGGUUAAUACUUUCAUUAUAUCUUGACAAUGAAGGUGUAAGGUUGCAGUGUGAUUACAGUGAAACAAUCAUGUUUGGCCAUUUGCUGCACAGUUCAUUACAACACAGCAAGCUAUGCAUUCAUUACUUCCUGCUGAAAGUUACAAUUAAAACUUUUAUUUAACUUCAUGCUUAUGAUCAUUAAAUUCACCAUUCUGAUGUUCUCAAUUAUUUUUAACAAAUAUUGCUUCAUCUUUUGCACCAAAUAUAUUCAAACAUCUGAUUUGUUACUGGAUUAUUGAAGUGAAGUUUUAAUGCUGUGUCUGCACAGAAACUGUUUUAAAAAUGCAAAAUGGAGCUGGCACUGAAAAUUUGGAAUUAAAACUAAUCAUGUAGCAUCUGUGUAAAGAGAACUUGUUAAUGGUUGAUAAGAUUCUAUAUCCAGAAUUUCUGCUCACGGUACACACAUCUGUGCUGCUGGUGGCUGCAAUGGAUGCAGAGAGCCGAUAGGUUUGGCCCUGUGCAUCUUUAAAUUCAGUUAAUGGUUGAAAUUCUGGUAGAUAAGAUGCUCUGUCCAGAAUCACUGCCCUCAGUAGUCCACAAAUCUGUGCAGUUGGCUGGCUACGGUGGAUGCCCUCCGAGGAAUUGGAUAUCAGACAGUGUUGUGCAGAAGCCUCACCUUCAAAAUUCCCAGAGAACCUUACAAAGCUGGCUGCUUUGCUAAUUGAAAUAUCUAUUUUUUAAAAAUCUCUAAUAUUUAGAUAUGUGUAAAAGCUGUUCAAAUUGAAGAUAUUGAAACAUUGAAAAAAAGAAAACAAAUACAAGUAAUUUCAGAAACUAAAUCAAAGCAAAUAUUUUUUUUCACCUAGAGCUAUUUGGUCUCAGGUUCUGCACUGUUUGACUUUGUGAAGGAACAAGAAUAGAUGCAACACCAUCUGUCAUUUUGGCAAGUCAUGCACACAUGGAAAAUUUGCAGCCAAUCUCUCCUUCCACUGAGCAGGAGCUGUUGCAGUUAGAACUGCCAGCAUCGCAUUAAUACUUGCAGUGGAAAGCUAUGGAGGAAUCAUGACUGUCAACAGAUGUCAGAGUGGAUGGGUAAUCACAUCAUAAACAAAAGAAAAAAUGCAGAUGCCGGAAAUCCAAGCAACACAGGAACUCAGCAGGCUCCUCAUCUGUUUUUCUCCAGUCCUGCUGAAGUGUCUCAGCCCAAAACAUUGACUGUACUCUUUUCCAUAGAUGCCUGACCUAUUGAGUUACUCCAGCAUUUUGUGUGGGGAAUCUUAUCAGUCAGCUUGCAAUAGAAAUGACAAAUAAUGACUUUAUUGAGCUUUUUAAACUUUGUUUUUGUAAAAUAUGAAUCAACAAAGGAUAUCAGGGUGGGUGAUGGGGGAAUGUUGUAACAGUCUAAAACAAUUGGAAUACAAUCAAAAUCCUACCUUCCCAGCAAGUUGAAAUCUAUAGCUUUCCAAUACUGGCCUGAGCAAAACAGCACGUAAAGAUAAAGGGCAGGAAUCCACAAAACAGCAGGAACACAAUGUUAUGAUCAAGAAAAGUUUGGAUGGGUCCAUGGUUGGGAGAGGUACGGAGGGCUAUGGUCAAUGGGACUAGGCAGAUUAAUGGUUCGCCACAAACUAGAUGAGCCAAAGGGCUAUAGUAUUUUAUGAUUCUUUGUGAAGAUGGUGUGGACAUUUAACAACAUGUAAUUUUCUUAAAAUAAUCAAAGGCAAAUGAGUGUUAAUGAUCUAUUUUAGGAUACACAUCUUUGUUAGGUACAGUAUUGACAAAAUAAAUGACAUCAACAGAGCCUAGGAAAAUAUCUGCACUUUAUUCCGAAGUAUAAUGUUACACAUUUGUUUUUAUGACAAAAUGAAUCAGGUGCUAUCAUCAAGAUGUGCUCAGCUGUCAGUGACAUUAAAAUUAAUAAAAUAAUUUAAGUAUGCCAUACAGUUGAUUCCUACAGUAGUUGAUCGCUAAAUCAAAAUACAAAUGCACUUGCAAUAUAACUACAUUUGGCUGCCUUAAUUUUAGUAGUUUAUAUAAAUACUGUAUAAAUCUCUGGUUAACUAUAUACAAUGGAUGUUUUGAUGGACAGUUCUAGUUUGUACACGAGGUCAUGAAACAAGCACGGUGUCAAAGAUAUAAAAUUUAAGCAGUGCUGGAAAUGCUUGACAGUCAACCAGCAGAUGUGAAGAGUGAAAAGGCUGUUGUUUCUGGUUAAUCGUCAGGAGGAUAAUGUUUUUUGUUUUUUCAAAAAAGAGAAAAGAGGCGAGAAGGAAGAUGGCGAGGGAAGUUCUGUGAUGCAGUGAGGAAGGAGAGGAAAUAUAAAGUGCGCUUGAUAAAACAGAAAACAGAGGGUAAAAAAUGGAUCUGAAAGAGGUGAUCAUUAAAAUAGCAGUAUCAUUUUAAAUUGUUGAAUCUGGAAGUCUGUACUGUGGACUAAAGAAGAGGUGCUGACUUUCAAAUUUCCAUUGACCAUUCCUGGAGCAGUACAGGAUUCAAUAUUGGGAUGGGACAGGGAAUUGAAACCCAGAAGCUUGAAUAUAGGUAGUCUUCAAAUUCAUAAAUUUUCUCUUCAAUUUAGACGGGGCUAUGUAUGAGCAGUCAAUACAGUACACUAGAUUGAAAUAAAUAAAGUCACUUUCACCUGAACACGGGGAGGUAUGAUAGUUGGAAGGAGCGAGUGAAAGAGCAGACGUUUCAGAGGGUCGGGUGUUUAUGGUGAUUAAAGUGAAAAUGUAUUAAGGUUUAAGUUCCUCGGCAUCCACAUCACAACCUCACGUGGUCUGUACACACCAGCUGUAUGGUGGAAAAAGGCACAACAGCGCCUCUUUCACCUCAAACGGUUGAGGAAGUUUGGUAUGGGCCCCCAAAUCUGAAGGGCUUUCUACAGGGGCACAAAUGAGAGCAUCCUGACUGGCUGCAUCACUGGCUGGUAUGGGAACUGUACCUCCCUUAAUCGCAGGAUUCUGCAGAGUGUGGUGCGGACAGCCCAGUGCAUCUGUAGUUGUGAACUUCCCAUGAUUCAGGACAUUUACAAGGACAGGUGUGUAAAAAGGGCCCGUAGGUUCAUUGCGGAUCCGAGUCACCCCAACACAAUCUAUUCCAGCUGCUACCAUCCGGGAAACGGUAUCGCAACGUAAAAGCCAGGACCAACAGUCUCUGGGACAGCUUCAUCCACCAGCCCAUCAGACUGAUUAACGCACGCUGAUUUGAGUGUAUUUCUAUGUUACAUUGACUGUUCUAUUUAUUAUAAAUUACUAUAAUUGCACAUUUAGAUGGAGACAUAACAUUAAGAUUUUUACUCCUUGUAUGUGGUGGAUGUAAGAAAUAAAGUCAAUUAAAUUCAAUUCAAUAGAUUUUAGAUUUAAAUGGAGUAU